Messenger RNA from Meloidogyne enterolobii, 566 nucleotides. NCBI's taxonomy places the organism in Eukaryota, Metazoa, Nematoda, Chromadorea, Rhabditida, Meloidogynidae. The record is from the annotation of a GenBank genome assembly.
AUGUAUCCUUUUCAUCUCACAAUUUUACUCAGUUUUUUCUUUCAUUUCCACACAGUUUCGAACACACUCUCCCGUCCACUUUCGCUCUUUUUCACUCACUUUGAUUUGAAAGCUGGCAGCAAUUUGGACGCAGAAAGCGAAAGAAAAAUGAGAAAAGGGAUAAAAAGCAAAAAAGAGGGGUGGAUCGAUUUAUAUCGGUCCUCCUUCCUUUUACUUUCGUCUUCAUAUACGGUCUUACACGUCUAACGCGCUUCCUCAUUCACGUAUACAUACUCCCUCUUCUAGCAUUGCCUCCCUCAAUAAGCGGCAUAGACCUAGGUCAGCGACAAAAGGAUGUAACACCAUCGUUUUUUGUCGCUAGUGACGUCAAGAGGUGAGGGGGAUUUUGUAUGUUUGCUUUCUCUCGCUCUCAUAUUCAUGGACUUAGAAGUGCAAAAGGCUGAAAGGAAAUUUGGACACUUUCUUUAGGCUCUGGUUCACAUUCCCUUCGGCAAAAUGCCGCUUUUUUGUUGCAUCUCCAAUAAUAUGUAGAUUUUCUCAGUUUUUUAAUAUGCAAUUAACUUGUU